AACUAAUUACGUCAUCAGGUCGUGCAGUGUGGAAACUAGACAGCUCCCAUCGCAUUCAUGUCACAAGCGGUAUUCUAUAACACCAGUGAAAACAACAUAUGAAACUUGAUUUAACAUAUUACCUUUUAAUGAAUAUUCAUUAUUUUCAAUGCAUAGCUAUUUUCUCCAGAUAACCUUCGAGAACGGCAAUAAUGUUUAAGGAAACAGAGCAACCUCUGACUAUGUAGAAAUCUAUCAGCUGAUACCCAUUACUGUUUAAGAUUUUUUAUUAUCUUAAAACGCCAUAUUUUCUAUUAUUCUGCUAGCAAAAUCUGUUCUCUACAUAAGUAAUAAUAUCACCCUCUUUGCAAAUGGACUAACGUUUGUGAAAAUGUUUUCAAUGCAACUACAUGGACUCUGAAAAAGGGUUAUUCUCACCAACCUAUAAGGUUUAUGUCAAAAUAUUUGAAAUAGAGUAAGGUAAACGAUUAUUUAAGUAACUAAAUUUCAACGAGAAAAAUUACGCGAACAUUAAAAGUCACCGACCAUUCCAACCCCAUAAAGUGGCGUACAAUUAACGACACGAAACACUGUGAUCUUGAAUAGCGUACAUGACUAAUCGCGAAGGUGGUAAGGAAUUGUUAUUAAGCGAUCAGCAAGUAAACCAGAAAAAAUAAUAACAUGACAAGACAAUAUCUGUAAGGGUUUAAGCUUCAUCAGCAACAAUGUGCUGUUAUCAACCAAGAACUAUACAAAAUCAGGGAACAAUAAAAAACUCGAGUCAACCUCCUAAUUCUCAGACGCUAAAUAAACGUCGCCGCUAACCGCAACAACCCUAGCGUGCAUUAAAUUUGCAAAAUUAAUUCGCUUGCUAUGGAAACAUUUACAAGAUGCAAAUGUUCAAAAUAAGUCGCGAGCAGUGGAAGACCAGAUUAUCGCGUAGUGAAAACGUGGCCAAUGUUAUUUCCCGCGGCUUCUUCUUUCCGGAUUUUUUCUUUCCGUGACUGUCUUCCCAUGACUUUUCCCUGUAACUUUUCCUUCCCGUGACUUCUUUUUCCCGCGACUUUUCUUCCCGCCCCGCAACAAUACUCCACGAUAUCGAGGCGACGGCAGCAUGGCUCCUGGCCUGCAUUCAACAUUGGAAACACUGACAGAUGUAGGCCACUGUCACAAAGAGUAAUCCCUGACGUCGGACAGUAGCCACAUCGUAUUAAAUCAAAAAUAUAAAUCCAUUUUAGAUGAGCAGGAAACUCAUUCAUUAAACAGAUAUGAGAUUCAAGCUUAUAACAUUUGACUUUUCAAACACACUUCUUAGAAUACGUGGUCCAGUGGGUGGAUAUUAUGCUGCAGUUGCAAAUAAAUAUUACGGAGCAACUAAAAUGACAUUUAAUGCUGAUGACACUGACAUGGAAUUUUCAAAAGCAUACAAAGAAGUCACUCGGCGUCUUCCAAACUAUGGAUACGAAAAAGGAAUAUCAACCGAAGAUUGGUGGUAUGAGGUAGUUCAAAGGGUAUUCUAUAACUUAGGCCUUCGAGACAAAAAGGUCAUAAGGAGUAUUUCUAAUCAGUUAUAUACUAACUAUAGUAUGAAAGGACAACACGAAUUGUUCCCAGAAGUUCUUAGCGUGCUGAAGGAGCUAAAAUCAAAAACAGAUUUAAAACUUGGAAUAAUAUCAAAUUUUGAUGAACGUUUGUACAUUUUAUUGGAUCAAAUGGAUAUGGGAAAAUAUUUUGACUUGGUUUUAUGCUCAAAGGUUUUUGGCAAGGCUAAACCAAAUACAGAGAUGUUUUCAGCUGCCUUGGUUUUAGCUGAGAAUUUGAAACCAUGUGAAGCACUGCAUAUUGGAGACAGUAUCCAGCUUGACUAUCUUCCUUCAAGACAAGUCGGAUUCAAUUCACUCUUGAUAAGAAGAGACAUGAACAAUGAAGAAAUAAUGGAGAAUAGAAAUAAAAUCCAUACCAUUGAUUCAUUAGAAAGGAUCUUACCACAAAAUCUUGAUAAGUUGUGUUUAUAGAAUUUGAUGAACGACAAUGUGUUGUUAAAGACAAUGUGUUGAUGGAGCAGCAAUAAUUAACAUCAUAAAAUGGUACAGCAUCACUGAUCUUAACAUUUCAGGAAAGUUUGAGAGUAUAAAAACUUUUGACAAAAUCAUGGUGAAGUAGUUACUUAAACCAUGUUUGUGUCAAACUUGAAAUUUUUCUAUUAACCGUGUAGAGUGCAAACAGAAUCUUUGAUCUAUACUAUUGAGACUUCCUUUCCAAUUGUUUUCAAUGAACAACUAGAAAUAAAUUUUCUGUUACUUUUGGUCAUAGCUUGACAUUUAUACUCUGAAGAGUGUCGGAUGAAAAGCACUUUUAUAUGCAAUGUUUCGCUAUUUUGUGCCAUCUUCAAAUUUUGUGGUACCAAAACUUAUUUGAUUAGACUAGAAUAGUUUAUUCUUUAUAUAUAGUAUUUCAAAUUUCAGCAAACAGUACCAAACUAAUCCUAUAUAUGAAUUUCUCACUGUUAAAAGACUCAAUCACAAUUCUUUUCUGUUACUAACUUCCCAACUACUGAGCAUUCCUCAUAGCCUAACCAUUGAGC
Molecule: messenger RNA, 2563 nt
Organism: Rhopilema esculentum
Lineage: Eukaryota; Metazoa; Cnidaria; Scyphozoa; Rhizostomeae; Rhizostomatidae
Product: haloacid dehalogenase-like hydrolase domain-containing protein 3
Cellular component (GO): nucleus
Source: RefSeq, a predicted model, not a curated record